Molecule: messenger RNA, 714 nt
Organism: Morone saxatilis (striped sea-bass)
Lineage: Eukaryota; Metazoa; Chordata; Actinopteri; Moronidae
Gene: cd28
Product: CD28 molecule
Exons: 6
Coding region: 1-714 (237 amino acids)
Biological process (GO): regulation of T cell proliferation; T cell receptor signaling pathway
Cellular component (GO): external side of plasma membrane
Source: RefSeq, a predicted model, not a curated record
AUGAAGAUAGGGUCGACUGGAACUGAGCUGACGCGGAUGUACUUGCGUAACGGCGUUGAGAGGUCCUUCGAGAGGAAGGGCCUGCGGGAGAAAUCACCAGCGGCGAGAAUAGUCAUGGGAGGGAAUUGUGUUUCGGAGCUUGAAACUCAGAGUGGGGGAGCCAUCCCUGUCAUUGCUUUACAGUCGUUCAGAGGCCCCAGUGGGUCCUGCUGUGAGAGACACUGUAGGAUGCUCCUGACUCACUGUAUGAUGGAAUGGAUUGUGCUGGCAGUCCUCAGCCUCUGCCUGCCUGUGUGGAGUGCUGUGAAGGUGAUCCAGCCCUAUAGAGUGGUGACCACCAAUGGUACAGCACAAGUCAAAUGCUUCAUCAAACCCCAACCCUCCAACCACCAGAACCAGCUCUCUGAAGAUCAAAGCAUGCCAUACCCCUACCCUGGCCCUGAGGAGCUCCGUGUGACUCUGCUGAAAGGCCUUCAUGGCACCCAGAAAGUCUGCUCAUCUGUCCUCAUCCUCAAAGAGCAGAGGGAGAUAAAAGAGGAGAUAGAGGGAGAGUUUCAGUGCUCUGCUCAGGAGAGCGAGGACGCUGUGGAGGUGACAGUGUCCGGACUGAAAGCCACAGACACAGAUAUGUACCGCUGCGAGAUAGAGGUCUUCUACCCACCUCCCUACCUGCGGCUCACAGGCAAUGGCACACUCAUUCAUGUCAUAGUCUGA